AUAAUCACGUGUUGGUGGGCCAGCCAAUAGGAACCAGGGAAGCUUUGAGAAAUAAUUACCUGCCUUGAUUGUUCUAUGGCUAGAUAAAAAAGUACACAUACACUCCAUAUAAUAAACGGAUGCAUGUAAAAGAGUAGAGUGAGGCUUCGACAUGUCGACCACGGGUCCCAUAAGUAAUUAUUAUGUGGACUCCUUGAUCAACCAUGAGAGCGAGGAUGUUAUUGCUGCGACUCGGUUCUCGGCGUCUGGUUCGCACCCAGCUGGCCCCCGUCCGACGUCCCUAGUCCCGGAGUGCGCCGACUAUCCUUCCUGUAGUUUUGCACCCAAGCCGGCGGUCUUUUCCACGUCCUGGGCCCCCGGACACUCCCAGUCAUCAGUGGUCUACCACCCGUACAGCCAUCAGCCCCAUUUAGGAACAGAGUCGAGGUAUAUGCGCUCAUGGCUGGAGCCGAUCUCAGGCGCCGUCCCUUUCCAUGGCUAUCCGGGAAACAGCAGGCAUUACGGACUUAAGCCCGACGCCUUUCAGGAGCACAGAGCUGGGGAGUGCCUCAGCUCCGGUGGACGGACUUACACGGAUUAUCUGUACUGCUCAUCCACUGACAUGCGAGACAAGACGCCGCAGAAUGUCCCUUCUCCAGAGUCAGAGCUUCUGGCGCCUGGGAAGCAUAAGGAGGAAAAGCCGGAGCUAGAUCCCAACAACCCCGUGGCCAAUUGGAUACAUGCCCGCUCCACAAGGAAGAAGCGAUGUCCUUACACAAAGUACCAGACUCUUGAACUGGAAAAGGAGUUCUUGUUCAAUAUGUACCUCACCAGAGACCGCAGAUACGAGGUCGCAAGGGUACUGAAUCUGACCGAGAGGCAGGUCAAAAUCUGGUUUCAGAACCGGCGAAUGAAGAUGAAGAAAAUGAACAAGGACAAGAGCGACAGCAAGGAAUCAUAAAAACGGACUGCAGUGUGAAAAUUACUUAAUUGACAAAUGAAUAAUAAUAAUAAAAAAAAUACACGGACAGCACAGAUUUACCAGAACAAAAAGCCUCCCCUACCCUUCAUCACUUUCUUGAAUUUAUUCUUUUGUGGUACCAUUAACCUCAAACUGUUUGUUGCUGAUUAUUAUUUAGUGCACAAUUAAAACUUAUAAUAAAAAAAGGAAAAUAAAACUAGAGAGAGAUUUUUUUGAUGGGAAAACAUUCUGCUUUCACGUUUAUAUUUCUUUGUAAGAAAAUAUAAAUAAGCAACUUUUGGAUGCGACGAAAACUGACAGAAGAAAGACAAUACUUGAAUUCUUUUAAAUUUCAAACGAAAAAACUAUAAUUUAUGAUGUUAUUGUAUUUUCCUCUUUGUUUUUGUUUUCAUUUUGUAAACAAUAGCGCAGGUGGAGAGUAUUUUGUACAGAUUCAGAAGCAUCUGCGAGCGCCUACUCUGUGUUGUAUUUUGUGAUAGCUGUUGCUGUAUGUGAAUCCAUUUUGUCUUUCUUUCUUUUAAUAGUUUUACCGUGUAUCUGGCGAGUUUUAAUUAUAGAGUGUAGCUAUACAGUUCUCUGUAAAUAUAAUCAUAACCACUUAA
Cyprinodon tularosa is the source of this 1563-nucleotide messenger RNA. RefSeq names its product homeobox C9a (gene hoxc9a). Lineage: Eukaryota; Metazoa; Chordata; Actinopteri; Cyprinodontiformes; Cyprinodontidae. Bases 152 to 940 code for a protein of 262 amino acids. Gene Ontology annotation, molecular function: RNA polymerase II cis-regulatory region sequence-specific DNA binding; DNA-binding transcription factor activity, RNA polymerase II-specific. The record is from RefSeq and is a predicted model, not a curated record. Gene Ontology annotation, cellular component: nucleus. Gene Ontology annotation, biological process: anterior/posterior pattern specification; proximal/distal pattern formation; DNA-templated transcription. The transcript is spliced from 2 exons.